CCACUCAUGCAAUUCACAGUCCCGCAUGCAGUGUCAAAGAGAGACACGCUAAGCAUGGGCGAUGGAUGUUUGGUCCGGUAUGCUGAUCGACGUGGGAUGUCCCGAUUGGGAGACUAGGUGGAACAAGCCAGUAGACCGGCCCUGGAGGAGUCGGAAAUUAGGCAAGCAAGGCACUGUCGGAGAAGCUGGAAGGAGCUCGAGCGAUGAUGCAUUCGGGCCGGCAGAGCCAUGUACAAACUCUACAUCGGUUGGCAAAAGAGGUCGGAGGGUCAGGUGAGGUUGAACCAGCACAACAUGGGGAACGGCGUCCGUGGUCCACGCUGGGACAAGUCUGGAGCCCCGCUUCCUUUGACCAUUUUUAGUGCAAUAG
This is a messenger RNA of Aspergillus costaricaensis CBS 115574, 370 nucleotides long. RefSeq lists its product as uncharacterized. NCBI's taxonomy places the organism in Eukaryota, Fungi, Ascomycota, Eurotiomycetes, Eurotiales, Aspergillaceae. The coding region runs from base 62 to 277 and encodes 71 amino acids. The record is from RefSeq and is a predicted model, not a curated record. The transcript has 2 exons.